Molecule: messenger RNA, 4296 nt
Organism: Daphnia pulex (common water flea)
Lineage: Eukaryota; Metazoa; Arthropoda; Branchiopoda; Diplostraca; Daphniidae
Product: homeobox protein Hox-B1a-like
Exons: 2
Coding region: 762-2537 (591 amino acids)
Biological process (GO): regulation of transcription by RNA polymerase II
Cellular component (GO): nucleus
Molecular function (GO): DNA-binding transcription factor activity, RNA polymerase II-specific; RNA polymerase II cis-regulatory region sequence-specific DNA binding
Source: RefSeq, a predicted model, not a curated record
UGUGCAUGUGUGUAGAGAGCCGAGUUUGCCCGUGUUCCUGCCCGCCUCGCACUGCAGUAACAACCAAACACCCACCCCAUUUCCCCACCGAAGGAAAAAAGAAAAGAAGAAGAAAAAAAAUACUGGCUGCUGGCCUGGCCCAUCACGGCUGUUGGCAUCUAGUACUCGGUCGUCGUAGUGUAACACGUACAGAGCCACGAGAUAGAGAGACUUGACUAGAGUUCCGCCAACUAUUUUUGUUUGUUUUUUCUAACCCUAUGCCAUCCGCUUCAAACUGACCAAACAUUUUACUUCAAUUCAAAAAGGCAAGAAUUGCGCACACACACAAGUUGCGUCUUUUUGGCGACAAAAUCAGAUGAGGAUUCGCUUCUUCUAGAGAGUGCGAUGAGCCCGACCAUCGGACUAACCAUCCCACCACCACCGCUACUUCAAUCUUGUUGUUGCCCGUGUCGUGGCCGCCGUUCAACAACCAAAAUUUCGCAGUGAAAAAGCCAAUUUCUUUUUGAUUUGUUUCAUUUCCCCCAGUUUGCCCCAGUCAACAAUUUCGGUUUCUAUAUGAAGUGAGCAGUGUCGUCAUUGGUGCAGCCCAAAAGUGUGAGAGUGACCCCUAAUUUACAGUGUCAGGACGACAGAUGAUGUUACGUCAUUGAGACGAGAACUCGAUCAAAAGUGGACAAAAACAAAAUUGGAAUUUUGGGUUUCCUUUUUUGAAUUUGAAAAAAUCAAAUUAAAAGACAAGAAACAAAACAAACAAACAAAAGAUGAACGCCAACGUUCUUUACGGUGUUUGCAACGGUGACGGAGGCGUCGGCGUCGGUUACGGAUCAGCGUCAAACUACGCGACAGAUUUGGCCGGAUCCGUCUACGGAGGAGUCUACGGAAGCGGAUCCGUCAGUUCAAACAGCGGCGGAGGUUCGUCGGGCCAGGCCUCGACCCCGGAAUCGAGCGGCCCGACGGGCGGCAGUGUUUUGGGCUCCGUCGGCCCGCCGCACUACCUGAGCCACCAGCAGCAGCAGACGCCCGAUCCGCGAACGCCUCCGCUGACUCCGCACGAUCAGCACACAAAUUCCGGUUUGCUCCAGUCGGGAGACGUCGGCGGAGGCUCGGGAAACGGCCUCUCCUACACCAAUUUGGACGCCAACGGAUACGCCACGGCGGCCGCAGCUGCAGCGGCCGCUGCCGCCGCCACAGCCGCCGCCGCCUCCUACCACCUGAGCCCGCACAGCGUGGGGACGGGCAUGGGCCAGCAUUCGAUAUCUUCAGUGUCCGUCGGUAACAGCAGUGCCUACCAAACGGAUUAUUCCGGCCAGCACCACGGUUCGCCCAACCAGCAGCAGCAGCAGCAACAUCAUCAGCAAUUGCACCAGCAGCAACAACAGCAACAACAGCACCACCACGCCCAGCACCAGCACGGAAUACAACAGCAGCAACAGCAGCAGCAACAACAUCACCACCAUCAACAGCAACAACAACAACACCACCAGGUUCAUCACCAGAGUCAUCACGGACACCCACACCAUCACCACUCUGUGCACCACGGGCAUCAUCAAGUCCAUCCGGCCAUGACGGGUCAUGGCGUCGUGGUGGACGGCACCGUCGGAAUCAACGGCCUAUCAGCGGCGGCCGUCGCCAUUCCCACGGGAGCGACGGCAGGUUACGGCUACCCGGACGUGACCCAGUACGGAGCCCGCGUCACACAUCCAGCAGCCGCGGCGGCUGGCCAUUUCGGCUCCUCCGUGGGACCGUACGGCGUCGGCGUCGGCGGGCCAUCGCUGCGAGAUCAAUGCCAGGUCAACGGCAUGCUCAACCUGGUUGGACUGGGAGCGGCCGCCGCGGCCGCUGCCCAGCACCCCGGCCAGCAUCACAAUCAACUCCAGGGGCAAAGUGGUGCAAGUGGCGGCGGAGGCAACGGCGGAGGAGUCCAGCCCAAUCUCAACCACCCCGUCCAGCAACAACAGCAGUCCAACGUUCCCACCUACAAAUGGAUGCAAGUCAAACGGAAUGUACCCAAACCUGCUCCCAGACCAGAGUACGGAUUUGGAGGUAGCAGUCCAAAUUGUGGCAACGGAGUCGGCGGACUCGGGGGUGGAAUGGGCGGCGGUUUGCCCGGUUUAGGAGGCCUCGGAGGCGGUGGAGGAGUUGGGAGUCCAGGCGGAGGUGGUAACAACGGAGGUAACGGUGGCAACGGAGGCGUCGGCGGUCUGGGAGGACUCGGCGGUGCCAACAACACGGGCCGGACCAAUUUCACCACCAAACAGCUGACCGAGUUGGAGAAAGAGUUCCACUUCAACAAAUACCUGACGAGGGCGAGGCGGAUCGAGAUCGCGGCCGCCCUGCAACUCAACGAGACUCAGGUCAAGAUCUGGUUCCAAAACAGGCGGAUGAAGCAAAAGAAACGAAUGAAGGAGGGACUCAUUCCGCCAGAGCCGACACUUUCGUGCACUUCACCCUCGGCUCCAUCGCCCGUCACCGAUUCCGAGAGCAACGCCAGUGGCGGCGCACCCUCAAAGAGCGAAUCACCGCCUACGCCUCUCUAAUCCCAACAAAUAUUCGAUCAUUUUUCCUGUCUGUUUUUACUUUUUUUUUAUUAUUAUUAUUAUCAUUAUUUUUCUCAGAAAAUAAUUUUUUCUUUUCAAUUUUUCAUCCACGCACCCAAAACAAAAAAAAAUCAACUACAACAUCAAGAAAACAAUAUAUAAAUAUAUAAUAUAAAAAAAGCUCGACCCAUUCACUAAUUUCCUCGUCUAAUCCAAAAUCUAAAAAUAAAAUUCCGCACACACAAGACACACCCGAUCCUGUUUUAACCAUCGCCUCCCUUCCCCCGGGAAAAACAAUUUGAAAGGGGGAAAAACAUCACACACACACAUAGCAAUGAGAUUCCUAAAAAAAAGUUUUGCAAAAACCUCCUUUAUUUCUGGUUUGGGGUUCUUAUUUAUUAAUUUGUACCGGUAUUACUUUCGUGAGAAAACAACAACAUUUAGCUGAAAAAAAAAAUGAUAAUAACCAUCGGUUCAAUCUGUUUGAAAUCGAUUAACAUGCGGAAAAAUUCCCAGAUAAAUCAAACCUAUACGAUCAACACUUUUUUUUUAAAUUUUAACUUGCAUGUAAAAAAGAAAAGAACAAAAAACAAUCCUAGUCUUUUGGGGUUCACCUUUCCUCUUUUUUUUCUAAGCUCCUCCUUUUAUCUUUUCGAAAUUUUACGGCAAACAAAAUUCACCCACUCAAAAACACUCAAACUUGUACUACCCUAAGAUGACGAUAAAAACAAAAAGAGAAAAAAAAAUCUCCUUAAACUGGCUAAUAAAAAUAGAUAAAGAUAUCAAUUGUCGCAAUCUCUUUUUUUAAGAGAUUUGACGCAGUGAGAUGUGAUGUAAAAGUUUGUUGUUGAUCAAACAAUGUUGAUAAUCCAUGUGUGCACGUACUAUACAUCCAUCACCGAGAGAAUCACCAAGCGAAGAAAAUCCAUCCGGUCUUCACCUCCCCUUUGUGUUUGAAUAACCAACUUAUUGAAUUAACAAAAUGAUUUCUUGAUUCAAAAAUCAAGAAAUCAUUUGAGGGAAAAAGAGUUUUUUUUUUUUUCGUUUCACUUCCCGCACUAUCAAAAAUUGUGUCGCUAUUCGUUUCAUUUUUGUCACAUUUUGUUUCGUUUUCUAUUCUAACCGACUGCCCUGUGUGCGCUUUAAAAAUAUUUUAUUUUGUGCGAUUGCGUUAAAAUAACGUAACCAAAUACUCCCACCCCCGAAAUCACACCAGACGAGAUAUUAUUCAUUUAUAUCACAAGAAAAUACACACCACGAACGGUGAACAGUUGACACAUUUGCAAUCGUCCGCGCGUAAAAAGUUGAGAAAAAAAAUCUUUGUAAAACAUUUCACGAUUUACGAUUGGCUCACUAUAACUAAAGAGAUUAAAGAGAGAAUGAACAUUCCUUCUAUAUAUUUGCGUGUGUAUGUGUGUUGGUUUAAAUCCGCCGAUGAUGUUAUUCAACUAUUUGACACUCACACAAAGACGAAAUUUAAAAAAAAGUUAAAAAAACAAAACAAAAAAAUAUUUUUCGGUUUAAAUAAAAAAAUAUUUCUUUUUCCCUUUCGUAUACCCCUGUGUUUUUACAACUUGUAUAUAAACUGAUAUUAUCUUCUCCUCCUUCUCUUAUAUACAAACAAAAAACUCACAUUAUGUACCGUAUAUGUAUCAUGAUGUAUGUUGUAUUAUGAUGUAAUGUAUAACAAAACAUCCAAGCCGGUAUUAUUAUGUAUUAUCAUCAAGCGAGAUAGUAUUCAUUGCAAUGAUUUUUCUGA